AGAUGGAGUUGGACACGGAAGAGGUUGGGCCUGGGCCUGUUCUGACCCUUUAUUUUGGAAGGAAGGAAGGGGGGAGGUGGAGGAGGCAGGGUAAAGUUUACUCACGCCGCAUCGACCACCUAGGUUUCCUACAGAGAGAACAGCGCGGCGAGGAUUCCAAUCGAUCGGCGGCGAUGGUCGACGUGGUUGAAUCGAAUCGAUCGAUGAUGGUGGACGUUGUUGAGUCGAAUCGAUCGGCUGCUGCGGAAGAGAAGAGGGAGGCGGAGGCCAAGGCGGCAGAGGUGGCUUUUCGAAGGGAGAGGUGGAGGAAGCAAGGUGAAGUUUACUCACGCAUAGACCACCUAGGGUUUGAAUCGAAUCUAUUGGCUGCUGCGGAAGAGAAGAGGGAGGUGGAGACCAAGGCGGCAGAGGUGGAUUUUGAAGAAGAAGAGGGGGGCGACUCCUUGUACGCCGCCCAGACUAGCAGAUUCAGGGAUACCUGGAUCAGUCUAUAUUCCCGCUACUUCGGUCACUUCGAAGACACGACCAAGAUCCCUAACAUGCGUUUCACGUACAAGAAACCUGAUCUGUAUCAGUCUUGUGCGCCAUCCACUACACUGCAGAUCUUUUCAAUCAAAGUUGCAAGGAUAAGGGGGAGUUUACAGUGGCCGCUCCAUGUGUUUGGCAUGGUUGCCGUACGCGAUGUAGUUGAUCACAAUCGCAAUAUGAUCUUUGACUGCCCGAGAGAAAGCUGCCAAAUCCUUACCCAAGAGGUUCCAUAUUUGAAGCUGACAGGUCCUACGCGUGCUGUUGUAUUGGUGGAUCCUGUGACCUUUGAGGUUGAUCUGAAAGUUAAGGGCACUACCCAAGCUGAGGAUGAAUGUUUGAGCUUUCUAGCAGUACGUCACAUCAACUUUACAUCACUUCAGUCAAAACUCAUUGAAAAUGAUUACGCAAGCAAGCUUAGCACGUUGGAGUUUGAAAUUGGCCACAUCGUUUAUUCGGUUGAGGCAACUAUAUUCGUGAGAGUCAGGACAGGGUCAUGGCCAUCUGGUUUCCGUGCCCAAAUUGCUGCCCGCACAGCCAGCAUAGGCAAGGCAGAAGUCAUCCUACUUGAUUCUGGGGAUGAUAGAGUCCAUGUUGCUUGUGAUGGCAGUAUCAGGCUUUCACGAUGUGUCGCAUCAGUCGAGAUUACUGGAAAGUUGGAGGUUUGUGUGAAGGCCGGCCGAGGUGAGGAAAUUGUCGUGGGCAAGAAAAAGGUAUUCAAGCCUAAGAAGGAUGGUGCAAGCCAUGGCACUCUUGGUGUUGGCUUCUGCACAUUGGAUAUUACUGUUGCUUGGUCCAUUGUUUCAGUAAACAUGUGAAGUUGCUAAUGUAUCUGUUGCUAAUGUAAUUUGGAACGGUGGGAGUAUAUCUUGCAUCUCAAAUCUAUCUAUCUAGAAUAACCAAAACGACAUAUAGUUUGGAACGGUGGGGGUGCUUGUACUUUAUCAUUUCAAAUUAUUUUACUUUCUGUCAUGUAUAUUGCCAUGCUGAAUUUACACACACAUAUAACAUUGUGUUGGCAGCAGCUGUAUCAUGUGCUCUCUCCUAGCUGGCAAUAUGAAUUCUGUUCACUUUUA
Messenger RNA from Panicum virgatum (switchgrass), 1601 nucleotides. RefSeq lists its product as uncharacterized. The transcript is spliced from 3 exons. Bases 3 to 1343 code for a protein of 446 amino acids. NCBI's taxonomy places the organism in Eukaryota, Viridiplantae, Streptophyta, Magnoliopsida, Poales, Poaceae. The record is from RefSeq and is a predicted model, not a curated record.